Archocentrus centrarchus (flier cichlid) is the source of this 863-nucleotide messenger RNA. It is a transcript of the gene cldn29, whose product is annotated as claudin 29. The transcript has a single exon. The record is from RefSeq and is a predicted model, not a curated record. Gene Ontology annotation, molecular function: structural molecule activity. The coding region runs from base 39 to 671 and encodes 210 amino acids. NCBI's taxonomy places the organism in Eukaryota, Metazoa, Chordata, Actinopteri, Cichliformes, Cichlidae. Gene Ontology annotation, cellular component: bicellular tight junction; membrane.
UGUGCAGAACUGAGACACAACUUAAAAAGAAAACUGCAAUGGCUUCUUUAGGGCUGCAGAUUCUGGGUGUAGGGCUGGCAGUGCUUGGAUGGAUUGGAAACAUCCUGAUCUGCAUGCUGCCUUUAUGGAAAGUGUCUGCUUUUAUUGGAAACAACAUCGUGGUGGCUCAAACCAUCUGGGAAGGACUCUGGAUGAGCUGUGUGGUGCAAAGCACCGGCCAGAUGCAAUGCAAGGUCUAUGAUUCUCUGCUGGCCCUGCCUCCGGAUCUCCAGGCAGCUCGAGCCAUGAUUGUCAUCGCCAUACUCUUUUCCUUGUUUGGCCUGCUGCUCUCUGUGGUUGGAGGCAAAUGCACCACAUGUGUUGGGGACAAAACAGCAAAAGCCAGAGUGGCCAUCUCUGCAGGCUUUUUCUUCACCCUGAGUGGAGCUCUGUGUCUUAUUACUGUAUCUCUUCCUGCUAAUACCAUCAUAAAGGACUUCUACAACCCCAUGGUUCCAGAUGCUCAGAGGAGAGAGCUGGGUGCAUGUUUGUACAUGGGCUGGGGAGCAGCAGGAUUACUAAUGAUCGGUGGUGCUCUUCUCUGUUGUCAGUGCCCAUCAGGAGACAACCGCUACAGCGGAGCAAAGUACUCCCCACCCAAGUCAACAACACCCGGGAAGGAAUUUGUUUGAGGUGUUGCAUUACAUGAGAAGCAGCAGCUGUUGAUCAUGGUCUGAUUUUUCAAGUACAGUAGAAACUUGUUUCUUAUCAAGCUGUGAUUUGCAUGUGUGACUAACACACUACGAUCUUUUGUCUGUAAAAGAUAUGAGAUGCCAAAGUGUGUGCGAUGUUAGAUUAAUGUAAGAUGGAUUUCAUUUGCUAGU